AUGCCUGUGGCUAUUAUGACAGGUGCCAAUAGCGGCAUUGGCUUUAGCAUCAGCAAGGAGUUGGCUCGCAACGGCUACAAAGUGUAUGCCACUGAUAUCAAACUGGACAAGGUUGAAGAACUAUCCCAAACGGAUGAAUUCAAGGACAAAAUCGUGCCCUAUCUGUGUGAUGUUGCUCAAUUGGAAAGUGUCUUGAAGCUGAAGGAGAAAAUUGUCGCUGACGAAGGCAAAUUGGACCUUUUGUACAAUAAUGCUGGUAUUGCAUGUAGCACCUCGGCCAUCGACGCUUCGGACGAGAUCUUCAUGAAAGCCUUUCAAAUCAAUUUUUUCGGAGCUGUCAGACUUACCAGAGAAUUCUCCAGAUUGCUGAUUGCUUCCAAAGGAACCAUAUGCUUCACUUCCUCUGUGACCGGUAUCAUUCCCUUCCCAAUUGGCUCGAUGUACUGUUCGUCGAAGGCAGCCUUGACGCAAUAUGCCGCAACGGUCCACAUGGAACUGGCUCCUCUGGGGGUCAAGGUGAUGAACUUUAUAACUGGUGCUAUUGACACUGGGAUCAUGGACCGGUCCCCUCUGCCCGAAGGUUCCAUUUUCGACACGCCCGAGGGAAAUGAAGCCAUCAGGUGUAGAAGAAGCAUCGUCAACGAUACCAACCCUACCAAGCCUGAGGAUUAUGCAAAACAGGUGGUUGCUGAUAUUCUAAAGGGAGAUAUCUAUGGAAUUCAUUACUACAGAGGAAAGGGCGCAAAGAUGUUGACGGCUGCUUACUACUCGCUUCCGGUUUGGUUGAGAGAGAGCUAUUUGCUGAAGAAAUACAAGUUCGAUGCGUUCUACUCUAGUUUCCUGAAGGCUGAGGAAAGUGCAUAA
Kuraishia capsulata CBS 1993 is the source of this 864-nucleotide messenger RNA. RefSeq lists its product as uncharacterized. Gene Ontology annotation, biological process: phosphatidic acid biosynthetic process; triglyceride catabolic process. Gene Ontology annotation, cellular component: lipid droplet; endoplasmic reticulum. The transcript has a single exon. NCBI's taxonomy places the organism in Eukaryota, Fungi, Ascomycota, Pichiomycetes, Pichiales, Pichiaceae. Bases 1 to 864 code for a protein of 287 amino acids. The record is from RefSeq and is a predicted model, not a curated record. Gene Ontology annotation, molecular function: acylglycerone-phosphate reductase (NADP+) activity; triacylglycerol lipase activity.